AGUUAUCAGAAAUACACUGCACUUUCAAGACUAUUUUCGUGGUGGAAAGGGCGAGAGUGAAACGAUGCCAAAACUGAAGAAAAGAAAGUUUUUGGGCGCAAUAAAGAAGUAUUCAAGAAAAAGGAAAUACGGAUUGUCAUCAGCUGUCAACAAUGAUCCAGAUCAUAAUGAUGUAUCACUUCCUGUCAACGUUGUAUCACUUCCUGUCUCACUUCCUGUCAAUGUUGUUCUAGACCAAGGUGAUACCUGCAUGUCACCUCCUGAUCACAGUGAAACCUGCACGGCAACUGGCGAUGUCAACCUUGACCAUAGUUAUACUUGCAUGCCAUCACCUGUCAACGUGAGUCUUGAGCACAAAGAUACCACCACAUCAUUACCCAUCAACGUGGACGUCAGAUCUGACCAUAGUUAUACAUCUACACCAUGUAACAUCUCAUCAUCUUUCUCUAACUUUGAUCAUGAUUAUGUGUCAUAUCGUGUGCCUGAAGUAUCUGCUGCCUUCAACCCUGAUGAGCACCCACAAGAACUUCCCAAAUUUGAAAGACUUCAGGAAGACAUGCAGUUUAAACUGUGUUCUCCAUAUGUGCCAGUGUUAAGAGAGGAUAACAUAGAAAUUUUGGAACUUUACAAGGCUGGGGGAAUGACAACCAUUAAACUUUCAAUCAGUAUUGACAGAACGUACAAGGCCACUAUACAUGUGCAUAGAAAAAAACUGGCUCAGGAUCAUUAUUUGUGGAAUGACCUUCCAGAAGUGUUCGAUUCAUACACGAAAGUACAACAGCUGUUAAAUAGGUUGAACAAAUUUGUUGUUUGUUUAGGGAACCCGGAUGAAGAGUUUCAGGAUUUGGUUUCAAUUGGUUGUGCGUUAACGGCAGGUAAAUCUUCUGAAAUUCAUGCUUACCGAGAAGGUGACUUCUGUGCCGAGUUAGGUAAUCUAACAUAUAAUUCUUCCAUCAGGACAGUAAAUUGUGCAAUGUUAGUGGAAGGACGUAGAUGUAAUAGUUGUGCUUCCUAUCGAAGAUGUUUACGGGCCAGAAAACAGCGUCUUGUGGAAAAAUCUGAACAUGCAAACAAGGAUCUUAUUCACAGUAGUUAUAAGCAUACAGACAUGAAUAGGAAAAUGCUCAUUUCAAAAAUUCAACAACAGCAGUUGUGUAUGAAAAGUUUACAAGACACCAUUGACAAGCAAAAGAGAGACAUCGACAAGUAGAUUUUGCAGUGUGGAAUAAGAGUGCCAGAUCACCGAUAUAUACAUCUCUGAUAAUAAUGAUAAUU
Molecule: messenger RNA, 1275 nt
Organism: Ylistrum balloti
Lineage: Eukaryota; Metazoa; Mollusca; Bivalvia; Pectinida; Pectinidae
Exons: 2
Coding region: 65-1210 (381 amino acids)
Source: RefSeq, a predicted model, not a curated record